Messenger RNA from Toxorhynchites rutilus septentrionalis, 930 nucleotides. RefSeq names its product co-chaperone protein HscB homolog (gene Hsc20). Gene Ontology annotation, biological process: protein complex oligomerization; [2Fe-2S] cluster assembly. Bases 30 to 716 code for a protein of 228 amino acids. The transcript is spliced from 2 exons. Gene Ontology annotation, molecular function: ATPase activator activity; protein-folding chaperone binding. Gene Ontology annotation, cellular component: mitochondrion. The record is from RefSeq and is a predicted model, not a curated record. Lineage: Eukaryota; Metazoa; Arthropoda; Insecta; Diptera; Culicidae.
UUGAUAUUCUUUGUUGUGUAAUUUAAAAAAUGAGACGAGCGUUGAAAAACAGUAAUUUUGCUCAAGUUUUUAAUUCGAUUGGCAGAUCGGGAAAUGAAAUAAAAAAUAAAAUGGAAUAUUGUUCGAUUCCAAAUAUAUGCUGGAGUUGUAAUAAGCAAUUAAUGAAACAGAACAGUUGUUUUUGCACCGGUUGUGGCUCCCUACAAAAAGUUGGAUAUGAGGAUUACUUCAAAUUGCUCGAUGUACCCAGUACGUUUAAUUUGGAUUCCUCGACUUUAACUUCCAAUUUUCGACGACUUCAAAGUCAGCUCCACCCAGAUAAGUUCAGUCAGAAAUCGAUCGUAGAGAGGAAUAACUCGCUAGAAUGGAGUUCGCUUGUGAAUAAGGCAUACAAAACGUUGAGUUUACCGUUGGAGAGAGGGAAGUAUAUACUGCAGCAAAACGGGAUUAGAAUAUCUGAAGACAAUACAUCCGUCGAUUCUGAGUUCCUUAUGGAUAUGAUGGAGAGGAACGAACAAGUGGAGGAAGCUGUAGAACGUGCGGAUUUGGAAAACAUAGCGCGAGACUUGCGAUUAGAUAUUAAUAAUUUAUAUGAUGAGUUGAACGUAUGUUUCGCAAAUAAUAAUCUUGAAGGUGCAAAAAUAGCUGUGAUAAGGUUAAAAUAUUUAUUGAACAUAGAGGCUAUUGUAAAAGAAAAGAUGUUGAAAUACAUGUAACGUUUGGAUAAAAAACAAUGUUUGAAGUAUUUUUGGCAAAGUAUUUAACGCUAGGAUUGUAUUGUAUUUAGCUCAGUUAUAUAUUACAUGAAUAGUAUUAUCAAGUUUCUUCUACCUUCUACUAUGCAUUCUAAGAGCCCUAUGUUUCGUAUUCAUAUAUUAUAUUCGCCUUCUAAAGCACUGCCAAUUUAGGAUCUGUACGGUUUUAAUCGGA